This is a messenger RNA of Clavispora lusitaniae ATCC 42720, 1020 nucleotides long. RefSeq lists its product as uncharacterized. The record is from RefSeq and is a predicted model, not a curated record. Gene Ontology annotation, cellular component: nucleus. Lineage: Eukaryota; Fungi; Ascomycota; Pichiomycetes; Serinales; Metschnikowiaceae.
AUGUCUCAGGAAGCAUCUGCGCCGGGCGCUGAAACUCCGAAAAAGCCUGGUGCUGGCUCGGCACAAAAAAAGGUUCCGAAAAAACACGAUGAGGAGUUCUUGUGCAAAUGGGUGGGGUGUACCGAGAAUAGAUUUCGAUCUUUAGCUUCUUUGGUCAACCAUGUUACCAACAACCACUUGGUCCAAGUGGCACAUCUCACUCCUUCGACACCCAUACGCUAUAGCUGUCAAUGGGAGGGCUGCUCACGAUUUGAUGUGGAACAACCUUCGCGUUUCGCUCUCAUUUCCCAUUGCCGGACGCAUACUGGUGAGAAACCCUACUUUUGCCCUAUUCCUGAAUGUGAGAAACAUUUCACAAGAUCAGAUGCUUUGGCUAAACAUGUCAAAGGAGUACAUGACUUGCAUCAGCACCGUGACGCAAUUGGACUUAUGCGAUAUCGUGCUGACAAGGGUAAAUCUGAGUUACCUUCUGACAUGGACUUGGACGCGAUGACCGAUGAAGGAUAUGCUGAAACUUUGAAUAGAGACUACGAGCUUCGCAUGCCAUGGUGGUCUUCGAAACGUUUUGCGGACGCACUUCAGAAUACCAAUCCGUCUCUUUCUCUGCUCUACAACCAGCCUCUCGAUAUGCGACAAUAUGAUGUUGCCAACUCAAGAUACAAAAAAAUCAUUGCCAAUCCAGAGGAAGAGCUCCUUGGGAGUGGUUCUUCAGAAUUGUAUGAGCAAGCAAAAGAGGCCCUUACGGAAUAUCCUGAAACUGCAAAUAUUCCUUUAGGAAAUAGCCUAAAUGAAUUACGCGGGGCCUACGAAAAAUUGCAAGCAAUCUAUUCCACCGCAUGCCGGGUCAACAAAACAGUGAAGAAGAACCUUCUGCUGGCGAUGGAGGAGAAGCGCAGGUUAUGGGUAACAAGCCAGAUUCUAUUAGAUGCGAAUAUUGAGGUCAGUCUUCCAGGAGAGCACGAUUCAGUUGCACGUGAUGGUUUGGAUGAAGACUUAUUGCUGGAGGGUUUUAAUAAGUAA